Molecule: messenger RNA, 1323 nt
Organism: Drosophila persimilis
Lineage: Eukaryota; Metazoa; Arthropoda; Insecta; Diptera; Drosophilidae
Gene: Zaf1
Product: zinc finger protein 182
Exons: 4
Coding region: 132-1286 (384 amino acids)
Biological process (GO): regulation of transcription by RNA polymerase II
Cellular component (GO): nucleus
Molecular function (GO): DNA-binding transcription factor activity; zinc ion binding; RNA polymerase II cis-regulatory region sequence-specific DNA binding
Source: RefSeq, a predicted model, not a curated record
AAUACGCAGUGGCCAUCAAUGGGCUAAGUGCGUCGUCAUACAGCCACACCAAAAUAAAGAACCUGGACUAGCAUAUUUGAAACGGAUUAAUCGAGCAAACCAGGCCACAGGGCACGAAAGAAUUAUCAAUAAUGGAGAUCAGCAUCAAGUGGAGCAUGUGUAGAACGUGCAAAAGCGAGGAAACGACAAAUCUGCAGUCGCUGUUCAAUUCUGAUGCCCCCAAGUAUUUGAACGAGUAUGCGGGGCUCAAUGUGGUUCUGGACGAUGGCUUGCCUGAUAAAAUAUGCGCAGCAUGCAUUCACAUGUUGGAGGAAGUGCACAAAUUUGUCACCACCUGCAAGCAGGCCGAUGAGCAGCUUAAAAGUCUCGUACGCCAGGCAAUGUCCUCGUCGGUGUUUAAAAUACCCACAAGUACAGAGGCCGUCGUUGAAAAGCGAAGGCGUGCGAGGAAACAAAUGAUAUUAGAAAGACAGGAGGAGGAUCACAAAAUUGAGUAUCCCGGGGACAGUAUUUUAACAGACGAAUCAAGUCUGGACGACGGAAUUGAAACCCCCGUUGAAUUAUCACAAGAUUCGCCUACAGUGCAAGACUCGCCUGCAGCUAUUUCACAUAUGAACGAGUCUUCUGAAGAAAAUGCAGGCUAUCUGACCUCCACAGACAGCAUAGAAUACAAAAUAAACGACCAGGCUAAUGGGGACGUUGCAUUAUGCAUUAACGUGGGCUCAUAUGAAGAUUAUCUCGCAGAAAACGACAAUGCACAGGAUAAUUCUACAAUAAAGCCGCAACCUUCCACCGAAUAUGAAAUAGAUCUCGCAGUAGCCUGUGUUCCGGAAAGACACAGGUGCAUUGUCUGCAGCAACACCUACAACAGUUCGUCAAAGUUAGCUGACCACAUGCGCACCCACCUAAACGAGCGAUCAUACGAAUGCGAAGUUUGCUUCAAACGCUUCAGCGCCAGCUGUAACCUGAACACACACAUCAGAACCCACACGGGGGAGAAGCCUUAUAAAUGUGAACAUUGCUUGCGAUGCUUUGCCGAUCGCAGCACACAUCGAAAGCACGAACGGAUGCACACGAAUGAGCGACCAUAUGCCUGCCACAUUUGCGAAAAAACCUUUGCCCUAUCCUCCACCCGAAAGGCACACGUUCUAACGCACUCGAAGGAAAAGGCCCACGCAUGUUUAAAAUGCAACAAAAAAUUCCGCUUGCCGCACCAGUUAAAAGCCCACCUAAACACUCACGCACAUAUGAUGAUGCAAAUCGAGGAUCGUGAUCCCUCGUCAUAGCCAGAAAAUACAAAUCGAAAUCAAAGGUUCUCCUAUA